Molecule: messenger RNA, 561 nt
Organism: Ostreobium quekettii
Lineage: Eukaryota; Viridiplantae; Chlorophyta; Ulvophyceae; Bryopsidales; Ostreobiaceae
Source: the annotation of a GenBank genome assembly
AUGGGGCCACAAGAUGUUUGUGUGGCGGCUGGCAUCUCCCUUGAGCUGUCACCAUUGGUCCAGACCCCAGGAAACCCUGUGGCGCGAGAAAAAAUGUAUGAGAAAAUGAGGAAAGCUGGUGUGGCUGUGAUAACCGUUGAUGAGAUGCUGGCGAGCCAGGCAAAGGGUAUCCCUGUCCUUGAUGUCCGCCCCAAGAAUGAAUAUGAGAAGGGCCACAUUCCAGAUUCUGUCAACAUUCCUUUGUACGAUCUCAUCACUGGAUGGCAACCCUACAAGAUAGCAAGAAGAGGUGGCCACCUCAUAUUUGGCUCUAUCGAUGGCACAGAGUUCCAAGAGGAUUUUCUGGACGAAUGUGUCAAGCAGCUCGAUCGUGAGAUGGGCGUGACAGUGGUGUGCAACAUGGGGGCUACUUUAGAGGAAGAUGCAACAACUUUUUCUGGAAGGGCAACCAGGUCCUUGAUGGCUGCGCACGAGCUUGUGUGCCAAGACUUCAAGAACGUGUCCAUCCUUCAAAAGGGCGUGUACGACUACAUAACACCAGAAAGGGAGCUGAGCAAGUGA